Mytilus californianus (California mussel) is the source of this 4237-nucleotide messenger RNA. RefSeq lists its product as uncharacterized. NCBI's taxonomy places the organism in Eukaryota, Metazoa, Mollusca, Bivalvia, Mytilida, Mytilidae. The transcript has 2 exons. Bases 70 to 1914 code for a protein of 614 amino acids. The record is from RefSeq and is a predicted model, not a curated record.
CAUUCUGUUAGCAGAGGUCUUACAAACAUCAGCUUAAAACCAGGAGGCAGUUUAGAUUCAUAACUCAAGAUGGAAUUUGGAAACAUCCGACAAUUGUUAGCUUUUUGGGGAUUUUUUUCUGUCAUAUUCGCCUCGUCAAACAUCAGUAAUGACAGUGAGUCACAUGAUUCAAAUCAGACCUAUGCCAGUUUAGGUUUGUUUGAUUGUUCGUUUGAAACAGAAGAUCACAGUGGUAAAGAACAGAUAUUGAAAUUCAUAGAUGAAAAGAAAGAACUUAUUUUUAUUCAUUUUCAUCUUCAAAAUUUCUCAAAUAUCUUUCCAUUUGAAUCAGGAGCAAAAAUUUAUAAAAUGUUAAAUUUAGUUCGAACAGCAGGUGGCUUUGGAAAUGAGUUGCUACGUUUGCAUCCACAGUUUGAACAGCUUUCCUUAGGAACUUUGGUGUUUGGUGUAGAACAUGUAGAUAUUCAGCUUAAACACAUGUCAAGUGAGUGCUUCUUCAACUCAACAGAGGAACACGUACAUAAAAAUUUGAUAGCGUUUGCCACAAAAGAAUUUCGUUUAUUAGAGAAUUCCAGUUCCGAUCAACGUAUUUGCAGUAUUUAUGUAGACAACAUUAAUGGGCGCGCCGAAUUUUACUACAAAUGUUGCUUCCGGAAUGCCAACUUUUCAUUUGAAUGUAGCAUCAUUGAAAAAACAUUUUGGGUAAAUAUUUUAUUUUUUGCCAUGACUUUCAUAUAUAUUGUUGCAUUCUUAUAUUCACCACUCUUAAUACCAACAUCUUGGUACAAGAAAAAUGUAGCAACUUUUACUUUUUGUCCAAGUAAAGCAAUAAGUAUUUUUUUGACAAAAGAAGAUGAAACAUCAAAAGGAGAUGAAAACACAGAUAUUUUAAAAAAUAAUAAUAUUAAGCAUAUGACAAAAUUAAAAUCAUAUGUCAUUAAAAUAGAUAAGCCUUCCUGUGUUUAUUUGGAUAUCAAAGAAGUAAAGAUAAGACUUCAAGACACAAAAACAGCCUCUUCAAGUUUUGUUCCGGGAAGUAUGUUUCAUUUUUUAUAUAGAACAUUUGUAGAAUGUCGUGUGAAAGAUCAUGAAUACGUUAAAGAUUGCUGUGAAGCUAAAUGCUGUCUAUGUUCCGAGGACUUGAAAUGGCUUUCAUUUUUGCAGUUAUUCGUGCAGAUUCUGUUUGUAAUUUGCCUCUUAAUUCCAUGGUGUUUACGUGUAUUGUUCUUUUAUUUGUAUGAGGAAAAUGACAGAAGUGAAAGGGAACAUUUUGCAAAUACAUUAAAUCUUGAGUAUCCAAAUGUUUUCCAAUGGAAUUUGACAUAUUCGUUAAAACCAGACCAUUCAUUUUUUAUAAUGUGUUAUGUUUUACCUUUCUUUACAUUUUUUAUCAAAUCUUCUAUUAAACGUGUAUUAGAUAAAGCCAGAAUUGAUAAAUAUGCCAAAGACAUUAAUAAGCUUUUCAAGAGCGGCUUGAAAAACGUGUUGAAACCUUGUACAAAAUGUGGUAUCUUUGGAAUUGUUAUAUGCCCGAUAUAUUUGGCUUUGAUUGCUCCAUAUAUCAUAAUUAGGUAUAUACUUCCCUACAUUCCUCUUGUCACUACGUCUUUUUUAUUAUUAUUUUCAUUUAUGCUAGAUAUAAACGAAUACGCCCAAAAAAUCUUUAAGAAAAAACACAUCACAAAAAAAGCAUUACUUAAGUUUACGGUUUUACUGAUCUGUUAUAUUUUGUUUCUUCUGUCGUUUGCUACUUCUUUGAUUUUGUGUCUUGAAGUAAUAGUUUUUUUUUCUUCAGAUUCUAAUGUAUGUUGCAAUAGGAGUUAUACUAAAUGCUUCCCAAGUUGUCACGUACGUUACUUUUGCAGGAAUUCUUAUUUUUUAUGCGUACAAUUCAAUAAGACAAGUUCUAAAUAAAUAUGAGCGGUUCAGUCAAACUGUGUUUAAAUAUAUCAUUAGGAACCUGAAAGAUCUCAAAAGCGGCAUGGCAAUGCAGUUAGAACAAGCUGAAGAUCGUAAUGCACCAUCUCAAUCAAUAGUCGUCGAAAACAAUAAGAUUGUGUUAUCAUCUACGAUGCCAUUUGUAUUUUUCGAUGAUCACGGUAAACCUUCAAUAAAUGAGGAAGUUUUUUUCAUAAUGUGUCGCAUGAAUUCAAAUGGGGCCCCUGGUUCAUUAUGGGGAAAUUAUAAAAAAGCUUUUAUUCAUUUUUUCAUUAUUGUUUUGUUUCUUCUUUUGGUUGCAACAAUCGUUUUAGCUUUCGGUCAGUCAAAAGGGGUCACAGGCACCUAUCUAGCUUUAGCAACAUUGGGCGGUGGAUUAAUUCCCUUGAUUUUACGGAAAUAUUUUUUUAGGUCCCAUGAUUUGUGUGAUUGUGGAACAGAACAGAAAUUGUUUUGGGAUGAGCUGAAACCAAUGUUUACAAAAUAUGAAACAAGUUUUGAAAUUGAAGACAUUACUGAUGCUAGUCUACUAACUGAUCCAUCACCCCAAAAAAAAAGUGAAUAUAAGGAAAUCAAAGUUGAAUUCCCUAUCAAAAGUGAUGAACCCACUGAAAGUGACCUUUCUUUAGACGAGUGUCGUGUUUGAGCUCAUUAAAUAGUGGUCGUUUGAUUUUCAUCGUCCUUUGAAACCAAUUAGAACUAAGGUUGGUAGAAAAUUCUGUUUUCAACGACGAACGGGUUAUUAGUGCGCCGAAAUUUGAUUUUAGAAUUGCUAAAAACUUAAAACAUUAUGGUCUACAGUAAGCUUUAGAAAGUAACUUUUCAGGGUCUGAUACAAUCUUGGCUUACAAAUAUUCGGCUUCAGGCAAUCCUGAUGAAGGUAAUCCAUAAAAGCGCUUCGGACGCAUGAAGUUUAUAAAGUUGUUUUAAUUUUUCGAUAUUAAUUUUUCUGCAAACGAUGUAAACUAAUUACAAAUACUUCUAGCUAGACCACAUUACUUUAUUGUUGUUGUUUUUUUUUUCAUAUUGUAUUUCUUACUAUACAUCAAUGUUAACUCACCUCUACCGUACUAUGUAUUAUUUGUAUAUCUUUUUUGCAUGUCAAUCUCUGUACCUUUGAUUUUAUUGGUUUUUACACAAACAGGUAUUUUUGAAAUCAAUGACGUCAUAACGUUUAGACGUUCUGUCCUGAAUCUUCCAAGGGUGGGUUAUUAAACAGAAAAAACGGCAUUUCCUUUUUUUAAUUUAAUCCUGGCAGCAUAACUAAGUUUUUUUCAGAAAAUGAAAAGAAAGUAUCUGUAUGACAAAUAGGUCUAGUUUUGUGAUGCCAAGACUAAGUAACAAUCUCAAUUGGUCAUGUUAUAACUUUAACGGUACCAAUAUUUCUGCACCAGAUGCGCAUUUCGACAAGAAAUGUCUCUUCAGUGUUGCACGAGGCCAAAAUAUUUGAAAAUCCAAAGCUUAUUAAAAAGAUGAAGAGCUAUAAUCCAAAAAAGAUCAAAAGAGUAUAGCCAAAGCCGGGCAAGGAAUCAGAGCUUUGCAUGAGGGAGAUAUAUUCCUUAAUUUAAAAUAAUUUCUAAAAUUUUACAACAGCAAAUGUUAAUAACAAAAAAUCUGUAUUUUCAUGCCAGUGCCGAAGAUCUGGCUACAGGGCUGGUGAUACCCUCGGGGACUAACAGUCUAAAUUUGUUUUUUAUGUUAUAUAAAUAUGGCUUAUGAUGGUUGGUUGUCGUAAAUGUGUAAAAAGCUAGUUAUUUUUCAAAUAGCUAUAUAUAUUAAGGUUUAUCUUUAUUUUGAAUAUUUUAAAAUAUACCUAUGAUUUAUCUAUGAUGAGUUUAUAUGCCAUGAUAGAUAAAGUGUAUCUAAAUUCUGCUCCUGUGUAUCAAUAGCCUGAUAUUAUUAACAUCAUUGUUAUAUGUCUAUGAAAUAGUUGUUGAAGACCAGUAGAACUUCAUUUUAGAAUGUGAUUAAUAAAGUGAUUUUCGACGUUAAUACUUCAAAAGUAUUUAUUAAAGGAAAACUUAGACUCAAAAAUAAGUACAACCGUUACCUGUCAAAUAUAUCAAAGUGACUAACGAUUCAGCUAAAAUACAUGUAUUCUGUAGAAAAGUAUGUACUUUUUCAAUUGUUUUGAAUGGUUUUUUUUUUAUAUUAUGAAUGAAAGCAAUACUCCGUUUCAUUCAAUCAUCAUUGAAAAAAUUGUGUUUUUAUGUAAUAUAUUUUGUAUAAUAUUUAUCUUAUAUUCAUACUGUAUGAGAACAAUUAGCUGCAUUCAAAAUAAAGUAAUUUUAUUAUACGA